Messenger RNA from Phyllostomus hastatus (greater spear-nosed bat), 1586 nucleotides. RefSeq names its product guanosine monophosphate reductase 2 (gene GMPR2). Bases 170 to 1216 code for a protein of 348 amino acids. The record is from RefSeq and is a predicted model, not a curated record. Gene Ontology annotation, biological process: nucleotide metabolic process. Lineage: Eukaryota; Metazoa; Chordata; Mammalia; Chiroptera; Phyllostomidae. Gene Ontology annotation, cellular component: GMP reductase complex. Gene Ontology annotation, molecular function: GMP reductase activity. The transcript has 10 exons.
UGGAAUUCCUCGGUUAAUCGUUUUCGCCUACAAUUAGCGGGACCUGUUGGCUUGGACUGCAAGGCUCAGCGGGGCUGCACGAGGUUAGUUGCUAAGCAAGGAGAGCUUCGGUCAACUGCCACUUGGACCACAGUGACAGGAAAUUCGUUGCUACCUCGAGGCCCCCACAAUGCCUCACAUCGACAACGACGUCAAACUGGACUUUAAGGAUGUCUUGUUGAGGCCCAAACGCAGUACCCUUAAGUCUCGAAGUGAGGUGGAUCUCACAAGAUCCUUUUCAUUUCGCAACUCAAAGCAAAUGUACACUGGGAUCCCCAUCAUUGCUGCCAAUAUGGAUACUGUGGGUACCUUUGAGAUGGCCAAGGUUCUCUGUAAGUUCUCCCUCUUCACUGCUGUCCAUAAACACUACAGCCUUGAGCAGUGGAAAGAGUUUGCUAGCCAGAAUCCUGACUGUCUUAAGCAUCUGGCUGCCAGCUCAGGCACAGGCUCUUCUGACUUUGAGCAGCUGGAGCAAAUCCUGGAAGCUGUUCCCCAGGUGAAAUAUAUAUGCCUGGAUGUGGCAAAUGGCUACUCUGAACACUUUGUUGAAUUUGUAAAGGAUGUACGGAAGCGCUUCCCUGAACACACCAUUAUGGCAGGGAAUGUGGUAACAGGAGAGAUGGUGGAAGAACUGAUCCUCUCUGGGGCUGACAUCAUCAAAGUGGGAAUUGGACCAGGCUCUGUGUGUACCACCCGGAAGAAAACUGGAGUGGGGUAUCCACAGCUCAGUGCGGUGAUGGAGUGUGCAGACGCUGCUCAUGGCCUCAAAGGCCACAUAAUCUCAGAUGGAGGCUGCAGCUGUCCUGGUGAUGUGGCCAAGGCUUUUGGGGCAGGGGCUGACUUCGUGAUGCUGGGUGGCAUGCUGGCUGGGCACAGUGAGUCAGGUGGUGAGCUCAUCGAGAGGGAUGGCAAGAAGUACAAGCUCUUCUAUGGAAUGAGUUCUGAAACAGCCAUGAAGAAGUAUGCUGGGGGCGUUGCUGAGUACAGGGCCUCAGAGGGAAAGACGGUGGAGAUGCCCUUUAAAGGGGAUGUGGAACAUACCAUCCGAGACAUCCUUGGAGGCAUCCGUUCCACAUGUACCUAUGUAGGAGCAGCUAAACUAAAGGAGCUGAGCCGGAGAACCACCUUCAUCUGUGUCACCCAGCAAGUGAAUCCAGUCUUCAGUGAUGUGAGCUAGGCCUCAGCAGUUCUGCCCUCCCAAGGCACCAGCACCUCAUCACAGGGCCUCCCAAGAUGGCCCCUCAUUCAUCCCAGCUACUAUGACUAUCACUUGGUAAUCUCAUCUCUUCGAGUUCCUGCGGUAAUGCUAUACUUCUGUCUACACCCACAAAAUGCCCAGCAUGCUCACUGGGGAGGAAGCAAGGCAGGCAGGCUGAGAAAAUGAAGAUAAUCAUAUGGGAAUCUGGGGACCCAGCUCCUGAAGAUUAUUGAAAGAAAAAGAUACUGAUUCAUAUGCAAGUGUUUUAUAUAUGACCAUGGUCUUUAAGCUUUUAGAAUCGUGUUUUGCUAAUCAGGUUCAUUAAAUAGGAUCUUUGAAUAUCUAAAAA